AUGGAAGAGAAGAGGGCAGGGAGCCUGCUGCUCCGAACUCAGCACUGGUCCCACAGCUGGUACCCCAGAGUACCUGCCUCCAGCACACCCCAGGACCCCCAGAGUGCCCUUAGGUCCCCGGGUGGCCUCAGGUCCCCUAGGGGAGGCAGCCUUGCCCAGACUGCCCAAGGCCUCCCUAGCCGUGCCCUGGCUCGCCCAGAGGAUGCUGGGCCCACGGCCCAGGGGUCCCUCCAUAGGAAGAGGCACCUGGUACAGACACUGCUGGUGAGUGGGGUGAGAGGCCCCUAG
Messenger RNA from Lepus europaeus (European hare), 288 nucleotides. RefSeq names its product progonadoliberin-2. Lineage: Eukaryota; Metazoa; Chordata; Mammalia; Lagomorpha; Leporidae. The record is from RefSeq and is a predicted model, not a curated record.